Messenger RNA from Panicum virgatum (switchgrass), 5461 nucleotides. RefSeq names its product putative disease resistance protein RGA4. NCBI's taxonomy places the organism in Eukaryota, Viridiplantae, Streptophyta, Magnoliopsida, Poales, Poaceae. The coding region runs from base 153 to 5030 and encodes 1625 amino acids. The transcript has 4 exons. Gene Ontology annotation, molecular function: DNA binding; ADP binding. The record is from RefSeq and is a predicted model, not a curated record. Gene Ontology annotation, biological process: defense response to other organism.
CAGCACUUUCCCCCUCGCUUCCCAUUGCAAUUCCCAUGGCUGCGCGACCCUAGCCAAGUGCAUUAUUAUUGCUCCUCCCUCCCCUCGACACCUCCUCCCCUGUUUCAACUUCGCUUCGCUUUAGCUCAAGCCCUGUUUCCGCCGCCGAAGCGAUGGAGGCGGGAGACCCUCACGUGGAGGCCGCCGUGCUCUGGCUGGCGCAGACCAUCCUGGAGGUCCUCUUCGCCGGCGGGAUGGAGGAGUGGAUUCGCCAGGUUGGGCUCGCCGACGACACCGAGAGGCUCAAAUCCGAGAUCGAGAGGGUGGAGGCGGUGCUUGCUGCCGUGAAGGGGAGGGCGGCGGAGAACAGGCCGCUGGCCCGGUCGCUCGGUCGCCUCAAGGAGCUGCUCUACGACGCCGAUGACAUGGUCGACGAGCUCGACUACUACAGGCUCCAGCACCAGGUCCAGGGAGGUACGAUUGCUUUGGAUAAUCAGCCCCAAGGCACGGAUCUACAUGGUGGAGCACAACUAGUUGAAGGAUCGAGGGACAACUCUGGCAUACCGAAUAGAAACGACCGCAAGAAACGGUCCAAGGCAUGGGAGGAUUUCAGCAUAACUGAAGAAGACGCUGAUGGAAAGCCUGUGAAAGCAGAGUGUAUUUACUGCCACACAGUGGUUAGAUGCGAGACUACUAAAGGGACAUCAGUUCUGCACAAUCAUCUCAAGAGUGAGAAUUGCAAGAGAAAACGUGCUGCAAUUGAACAAACGCCAAUACCUUCAAGUGCGGACGUUGGUGCACAAAAUGGUACCACCAUUUCGCCUCAUGAUUCAGAUAGAAGAAAAAGAAUGAGAAGUGAUGAGGUGUUAGCACACAACACUGCAGCUAACACACUCCUCUGGGACAAGGCAGAAAUUUGCAACAGAAUCCAACAAGCAACUCAUCAGUUAGAAAAGGCUAUCAGUGAGGUUCAGAAGCUACAUGGAUUGGGCUCUGUUCCAAGUUGGAAUCUCUAUCAGAAUACAGCUGCAGAUCCGUGCCGAAGAACAUCAAGUCUUAUUCAAUGCAAAAUGUACGGGAGAGUUGAUGAGAAGAACUCCAUCAUAGAGCAUAUGAGAGGAGACAAGCCUGACAGUGUGGCUGUUCUUCCUAUUGUUGGCAUUGGAGGUAUUGGGAAGACAGCACUCGCUCAAAUCAUAUAUAAUGAACCGAAUGUGAAAAGCCUGUUUGAUUACAGAAUAUGGAUUUGGGUGUCAAGCAACUUUGAUGAAGUGAGACUUACAAUGGAGAUGCUAGAUUUUGUUUCUCACGAAACGUGUGUAGGUAUAAGCUGCUUGGCUAAACUUCAGGAGAUCUUGGUCACUCAUGUCACAUCAAAGAGGACACUACUCAUUUUAGAUGAUGUCUGGGACGACAUCGAUGAUUCCCGUUGGAAUAAACUGUUGGCCCCUUUGAGGUCGGACAACGCGAAGGGCAAUGUGAUUAUUGUGACUACUAGAAAAUUAUGUGUUGCAAAAAGGAUAGGCACGCUCCUACCUUUUGAGUUAGAUAGUUUGCAGAAUGAAGAUUUCUGGCUGUUAUUCAAAGCAUGUGCAUUUGGUGAUGAAAAUUACAAAGAGCACCCAUGUCUAACCAUCAUUGGUCAGCAGAUAGCAAAGAAUUUACAUGGUAACCCAUUAGCAGCACAAACUGCAGGGAUGCUUUUAAGAGAGCAGCUUACAAUUGACCAUUGGAGUAACAUUCUAAAGAAUGAAAAAUGGAAAUCCCUCCAACUCAAUGGAGGCAUCAUGCAUGCUUUGAAAGUUAGCUACGAUGAGCUGCCCUACUGUUUACAACAAUGCUUCUUGUAUUGUUCUAUAUUCCCCCAAAAUCAUCAGUUUCUUAGCAAUGAGCUGGUCUGUACUUGGAUCUCGCAGGGAUUUGUGAAAUGCAGCCAUUGGACUAAGAGAUUGGAGGAGAUAGGGCAGAACUAUCUCACUGAUUUGCUGAACUCUGGCUUCUUUAAGCAGGUUGAUACUAAAGAUCCAACAUUAUAUGUUAUGCCUUCUCUUAUGCAUGACUUUGCAAGGCUAGUUUCAGGAACUGAAUGUGCAGUUAUAGAUGAUCUAGCAUGCAGAGAAGUACUCCCAACUAUACGCCAUUUGUCAAUUCUAACUUAUUCCGCAUACCAUGAAGAUCAGCAUGGGAACAUACUUCGUAUUGAGAGGUUUGAAGAAAAUUUGCGAAGAGUAGUUAAUUCAACGAGAAAAUUGAGGACGUUGGUCUUAAUUGGGAAGUAUGACCACUUCUUCCUCCAAUCCUUGCAAGGCAUACUCCAGAAAGCACAAAACCUACGGAUGCUGCAAAUUUCUGCAGCAUAUGCACGCUUUGGUUAUUCUGCGUGCAAUUUGGUGAAUUCUACUCAUGUUCGAUAUCUAAAACUUAGGGGCAAUGAGGACAGUGAAGUUUUGCCUGAAGCCCUGAGCAAAUUCUAUCACCUUCAAGUAUUAGAUAUAGGCUUGGAUAGAUAUUCUACUGUACAUAAUGGUAUGAAUAACCUUAUCAGUCUACGGCAUCUUGUUGCAUCGAAGGCAGUGUACUCUUCGAUCAGUAGCAUUGGUAAAAUGACUUCUCUUCAGGAACUGCAUGACUUUAAAGUUGAAAAGUGCAACAGCUUUGAGAUAGCACAGCUUCAAUCCAUGAGUGAGCUUGUUCAGCUUGGUGUUUCUCAACUUGAAAAGGUUGUAACUAGAGAGGAGGCAUAUGGAGCAAAACUGAGAGAGAAAAGUCGCUUGGAAAAGUUGCACUUGUCAUGGGGGUAUACUUUGUCAGUGGAUGACUAUAUUGCCAUGCAUGAGACUUCUAUUGAGGCAGUAGUAACGGGGACAAGCAAAGAGAUGGUUGAGGGUCUCGAACCACAUCACAACCUAAAGCAUCUUCAGAUUUCUGGUUAUGGCAGUGGUACCUCCCCAGAUUGGCUUGUUAGAACUGUCUCAGUUACCGGUUUGCAGACACUUCAUUUAGAGGAUUGUAGGGAAUUACAAGUACUUCCCUCACUAGAAAGGCUUCCACUCCUUACAAAGCUGAAGUUGAAGAAUAUGGGGAAAGUAAGACAAGUAAAAGUUCCUUCCUUGGAGGAGCUGGUGCUUACUGAGAUGCCAGAGCUGGAGAGUUGCUCCUGCAGUUCAGUGAGAGACUUGAACUCGAGCUUAAGAGUACUGCUGAUCGAGAGAUGCCGUGUAUUGAAGGUGUUUCCUCUGUUUGAGAGCUGUGCAAAUCUCAUAAUUGAGCAAAAGUCAUGGUUGUCCGGUCUUAGCGAGCUUACCGUCGAUGACUGUCCUAAUUUAGCAAUAUCACAUACUCUACCACCUUCAAGCACUGUUUGUAGAUUAUCCAUCACCGGAGUUUCAACACUUCCAGAGAUGAAGGGUUCAACCAAUGGAGAAUUGGAAAUUACGGGGUAUCGUAACCCUGGAUGGGAUAUUUUUUCCGGAAGUCCUGAUAAGCCAACGCAGCCGGAUGACAAUUUUUGGCCAUUCCAUCAUCUCAGGGCAUUAACUAGCUUGCAACUAGAAAAUUGCCUGGACCUUUUCUCUCCAGAUGUUUUGGCAGUGCAAGCACGUGAAGACAUGGCAGACGCGAAUUUCAAUGCCCUCCCAUCUCUCAAGCGCCUCGGGAUUUGUGAUUGUGGAAUAACUGGGAAGUGGCUAUCUGUGAUGCUGCGACAUGCACCGGCCCUAGAGGAAUUACAUUUGGUUGGUUGUAACCAGAUAUCAGGACUGUUGAUGGGAGAGACAGAGAGCCGUUCAUUAAGUCACACCCCAACUCCACGGGCUUCAUCAGCUAGUAAUCCAGAUGGUGCGUCGACAAGCUCAACAUCAAAGGGACUCCUGCGCAUUCCAUCAAAUCUCAUCCCUUGUCUCAAGAAAAUAAUUAUUGUGCGCUGCGGUGAGCUAACAUUUCAGGGGGACAAGGAUUGCUUCUCUGGAUUCACCUCCCUUGAAAAGCUAACAAUUUGGGGAUGCCCCAAGCUGAUCUCAUCUUUGGUGCACAAAUACGAAAACAGCGACCAGCGGAACGGAAGAUUGCUUCUCCCGCAUUCACUUGUCGAACUUGAUAUCCGCGAUUGUUCCCUAGAAGCGCUGCAGCUCUGCUUCCUAGAAGAUCGCAACUGCCUCAAAAAGUUACAAAUACACAUCGGCCCAAGUCUGAAAUCGCUACGGCUACAUUCCUGCACAACACUGGAGGAGUUGGUGGUUGCUAGUUGUGCAUCGCUCCGCGUGCCAGAGGGGAAUUUCACGUGCCUCAAGAAAUUAGUGCUGGACGACAACCCAGGGUUAGAAUGGCUACAGCUGUAUUCCUGUACAGCACUGGAAAGUUUGAUGAUCGAAGAUUGUGCAUCACUCGCCACGCUAGAGGGGAAUUUCACCUGCCUCCGGGAAUUAGAACUGCGGGGAAACCCAAUGCUGAAAUCGAUACAGCUGCGUUCCUGCACAGCCCUGGAGGAGUUGGUGGUUCAUGGUUGUGAAUCGCUCGAUGCGCUAGAGGACUUCCGGUGCCUCAGGGGUCUCAGGUAUUUGGACGCAUUCGGCUGCCCUGGCUUAUCUCAUUAUCUGGAGCGCCUGUCAAGUCAGGGCCGCUAUGGGGUGUGCGCUGGACUGGAAAGGCUUGUCACCGAUGAUUACUCUUUCCUCGCCACGUCAUUCUGCAAGUGCCUCACCUCCCUUCGACGCCUAGAGUUUCGCCAAUGUUUGGGGAAAGUGUGGAGACUAACAGAUGAGCAAGACAGUGCGCUCCAGCUCCUCACGUCCCUGCAGGAGCUCCUAUUUUGGAAUUGCCGCGACCUUGCAUAUCUUCCUGUGGGCCUGCACAGCCUUUCCUCACUCAAGAGGUUGGAGAUCUAUCAUUGCUCGAGUGUCUCAAGGCUCCCAGAAAAGGGCCUCCCACCUUCGCUGGAAGAACUGGUGAUCUUUCAUUGCACCGAGGAGCUAACUGAGCAAUGCAGAAUGCUAGCAAAAACAAGGAGCAAACCAAGGGUCGAAAUUGAUUGGAAAUAUGUGAACUGUGGUUAAGCAUAUUUGUCUACCAGCACAGCGGAUUUCACUUCGUUGCCUUCUAAGGCAUUCAAGCUUCGGUACGUUCCACUACUACGAUCGACCGUCUUCUGGAUCAACCUCAUGCAAAACUGCAUGUUGUUCAAGAAAGCAUUCACUCGUCCCCGUCUCUUCGGGAUCACUUGUUGCAGGGCUCAUGUUUGCCAGAUAAGAGGCCAGGUAUGGACGUGUGGUUCUUUCUUGCCCCGAAACAUAAAAAAACUGAAUUUCUCGUGCCAGAUUCUACAAGGACCUCACGGGUUCAUAUUGCUGAAUGCUAAUUAUUUUUUUUCACAAUUUGCGCCUCAUCCCUUUGUAAGCAAUGGAAUUGCAUUGAUCGGUGAAAAAGCACUUGCUGCACAACUAUUUUAGCAGAAAUUCCAACGGUGCAUCUGCACAUUUUACUGGCA